CCCGAGCUGGGCUGGAAAGCUAGGGUUGGGCUUUUAAAGGAGCUUGCCAGUCAAACCCCUAAGUGCUCGCUUCCUGAUCCUUGCCCCCUACGCAUACUAGGUGGAAUCCUCGUAACCCGCCGACAUGUCUCAGGCCGAGUUUGAGAAAGCUGCUGAGGAGGUUAAGCACCUCAAGACCCAGCCAACGGACCAAGAGAUGUUGUUCAUUUACAGCCACUACAAACAAUCCACUGUGGGCGACAUAAAUACAGAGCGGCCUGGGAUGUUGGACCUCAAGGGCAAAGCCAAGUGGGAUGCCUGGAAUCAGCUGAAAGGGACUUCCAAGGAAAGUGCCAUGAAAGCUUACAUCGACAAAGUGGAAGAGCUAAAGAACAAAUAUGGAAUGUAACAAACUGGAUUUGGUCGCCAGCCACACAUUUAACCUAAAACGAUAUAAUGCCUUGUUUUUUCUAAUACUGUGGGUGAUGUGAAAGUAGUCAGUUACUGUAGUUCCUCAGUGUGUUCCAGGAUGUGGCUCUAACAGAUUAGGAGCAGGAAUGGUCACUGACCUCUCCCUUCCCCCAGUAGUUUUUAUCUAAAAUAAAUUCAAAUAUAUUUGUUACUUGAA
This is a messenger RNA of Fukomys damarensis (Damara mole-rat), 607 nucleotides long. RefSeq names its product diazepam binding inhibitor, acyl-CoA binding protein (gene Dbi). Gene Ontology annotation, biological process: fatty acid metabolic process. Bases 125 to 388 code for a protein of 87 amino acids. The transcript is spliced from 4 exons. The record is from RefSeq and is a predicted model, not a curated record. Gene Ontology annotation, cellular component: mitochondrion. NCBI's taxonomy places the organism in Eukaryota, Metazoa, Chordata, Mammalia, Rodentia, Bathyergidae. Gene Ontology annotation, molecular function: fatty-acyl-CoA binding.